AUUCCCUGCCGCAGUCUCUGAGGUUGGAUGUAUGUCAACAACGUAGGAGGCUGCACCGACCCAUCCCAGGGAUUACCAAGUACCAACACUUCAGGAUGACUUGAGAUACACCAAGUGUGGUAUUUGUACGGGACUUCCCAAGCAGUAAUGAAGGGAGAUUUACAAUGGUUGCAGCAAGUAACAAUUUAAAACUAUUAUCCCACCACAAGGACUCACCCUUGAGUGAAGUAGUAGAUGUCUUCAUUAUCAGAUCCAGUAACACUGUCAUAAAGUAUCAUUUCAAAAUAUAGUUUUUUUGUCCAAAAGCUGCUGAACCAAGGUCCUAAACGAAAAAAGAUUGAAAGUGAAAAAGUGACUGAUUUAAGGAUUUAAUGCAUUACAAGCACUGAUUCAAGCGUUUCAGAUUUUCACAAGUCCCAAGGCUUUACUGUGCUGUGAAUGAAUCACUGAAAAAAAGAUGAUACUGUUUGUGUAAUCAUUGGGCCACCUGAAAUAAUGACAAAAUGUUGUCCUUGUAUCUAAAACCCGCACAAACAUUCCAUUCCUUGUUAUCUUCCUAUACUUUCAGUUCACCAUGGCAUCAACGACGCCUGGUAAAGAUACAACGUUGGACAAGGCUGAAGAAUACCACACCGAAAUAGCAGUACUUAUGUCGCCUGUCAUUAUCAUCCUGGGGAUUCUGAUGCUGGUUGGACUCUUCGGAAACAUCCUGGUGAUAUAUAUCUAUGCUGUCAGGAUGAAGAGAAGUACCACGCACCUGUUCAUCAUCGCCUUGGCUGUUGCUGACACUGUUGUGUGCACUGUGUGUAUUCCAGUAGAAAUCGUUGUAGUCCGCUAUCUCUACUCCUUCGACGUCCCAUGGCUCUGCAGGGCGUUUCGUACGAUUGUCCUGACCUGUGUGUUGAGUUCAAUAUCUGUUCUUGUAUGCAUAGCCGUGGACAGAUACAAACGGGUAUGUACUCCUUUCAAGUCUCAGAUAUCUUUGAAAACGGCGAAAAUUGCAGUUGGUAUUGGAUGUAUUAUUGCUCUGAUUCUUGCGUCACCCUCCAUGGUUAUUCUAGGCACGAGGACUGUAAACAGAACAGUGGUCGGCUACGCAUGCACCACGGAUGACAGCAUGGUAAUGACUCCGUUUCCAGGGCUGUUUAAUGGGAUGCAACUUCUCAUAGCCGUGCUUUCUAUUUCCACUGUUACUUCCCUCUAUGCCUUGAUUCUGAAGAGAAUCCGAGCACAGAAGAGGUACAGAGAAGGAAUGAGUCCUAAACAUUUUGAUGGCAAGGUAUGUCCAACCGACUCUAAUGAUGCGCCAAACGUGACUGACACGUCAAUCACGUCAACACAAGACACCGCAGUGCAAUCACCACAGGGUAACAUGCCAACGAGUGAGGACACUGUGACAUCAUCACGCGACAUCACGGUGACAUUAUCACAGAGUGGGGUACCGUCGGGUGUCGAUACGAUCACGUCAAACGACAAGACGACAUCCCCAAUCAACAAAAAUCCAAGACAAGAAGCAAAAGUAAACUCUGCUCUGAAGAAGGGGACGCACAAGACCACGUUUAUGAUGUUUAUCAUCACAGCUGUGUUCAUUCUGAGCUUUGUACCCCAUCUGGCUUUGAUGGCGACAAGAGCCGUGCAGAAGCACACGUACGAUCAUCUGGAAGGAGCACCACUGGCUCUGUAUAGCCUUUUCCUUAGGACAAUCUAUAUAAAUUCAGUAUCCAAUCCCAUCAUAUAUGGUUUCAUGAGUGACACAUUCCGAUCACAGGCAAAGAUUGUAUUUAAACGGAUGUGUUUUAAGAAGUAGAGCAAGUACGAGCGAAAUAUUCGUUCGGCCAAACUAUAUUGUACACAUUCUACGUUAUAAGUUUAUAUUUAGUCUUUAUAUACAUGUAUGUAUGAUAUUAACAGAUUAACUUAUCGUGACAUGUUGUAACUGAGUAUAUUGACCUACUGGUGAUCCACAACCAGGUGAUGUUGAAACGGGAUACAUUGACAUACAAAAAGACCCCUGCCCAUGUACAAUGACGUACUAAUGCCGUCAUGCCACGUCAUGCUCUACCCGGGGCACAUUGACCUACUACCGUCGUCGUGCCUACGUGAUGCUGUAACUGGAUACAAUGAUGUACUGGUGGCCUCAUGGUCAUGUCAUAUUGUAAAAG
Haliotis rufescens (red abalone) is the source of this 2162-nucleotide messenger RNA. RefSeq names its product neuropeptide S receptor-like. Gene Ontology annotation, cellular component: membrane. The record is from RefSeq and is a predicted model, not a curated record. Gene Ontology annotation, biological process: neuropeptide signaling pathway. The transcript has 2 exons. Gene Ontology annotation, molecular function: G protein-coupled peptide receptor activity. The coding region runs from base 575 to 1807 and encodes 410 amino acids. NCBI's taxonomy places the organism in Eukaryota, Metazoa, Mollusca, Gastropoda, Lepetellida, Haliotidae.